Octopus sinensis (East Asian common octopus) is the source of this 453-nucleotide messenger RNA. RefSeq names its product prostatic spermine-binding protein-like. Lineage: Eukaryota; Metazoa; Mollusca; Cephalopoda; Octopoda; Octopodidae. The coding region runs from base 1 to 453 and encodes 150 amino acids. The record is from RefSeq and is a predicted model, not a curated record. The transcript has 3 exons.
AUGGAUUUACCAAUUAACGUGCAAGACAAGGAAAAUGAUGACGAAGUUGUCAAUGAGGAGAAUGAGGACAAUGAUGUCAAUGAGGAGAACGAUGACAAUGAUGUCAAUGAGGAGAACGAUGACAAUGAUGUCAAUGAGGAGAACGAUGACAAUGAUGUCAAUGAGGAGAACGAUGACAAUGAUGUCAAUGAGGAGAACGAUGACAAUGAUGUCAAUGAGGAGAACGAUGACAAUGAUGUCAAUGAGGAGAAUGAUGACAAUGAUGUCAAUGAGGAGAAUGAUGACGAAGACAUCAAUGAAGGGAAUGAUGACAAUGUCAAUGAGGAGAAUGAUGACAAUGAUGUCAAUGAGGAGAAUGAUGACGAUGAUGUCAAUGAGGAGAAUGAUGACGGUGAUGUCAAUGAGGAGAAUGAUGACGAUUUACAGGUGAAAGUUUUAUUUCAUAAAUUCUGA